Boleophthalmus pectinirostris (great blue-spotted mudskipper) is the source of this 2031-nucleotide messenger RNA. It is a transcript of the gene desi1a, whose product is annotated as desumoylating isopeptidase 1a. Bases 88 to 594 code for a protein of 168 amino acids. The transcript is spliced from 6 exons. Gene Ontology annotation, molecular function: peptidase activity. The record is from RefSeq and is a predicted model, not a curated record. Gene Ontology annotation, biological process: protein modification by small protein removal. NCBI's taxonomy places the organism in Eukaryota, Metazoa, Chordata, Actinopteri, Gobiiformes, Gobiidae.
UCAGUGCGAGCAGUCAGCUGUCCUGCUAAAGCUCCCCCGGUUAGCUAACCGCCGAUAAAAGCCGAUAUAUUCUAGUUAUUUAACAUAAUGGACAAAACUCCCACAAGAUACAACGUGCAGUUAUAUAUUUAUGAUUUAUCACGGGGGAUGGCUCGCAGUCUGAGUCCCAUCAUGUUAGGAAAGCAACUCGAUGGUAUAUGGCAUACCGCUAUAGUGGCAUAUGGUGAUGAGUUUUUCUUUGGUGGAGAGGGAAUUUCUAGCUGUUCACCGGGUGGGACCAUGUUGGGUCCUCCGGAUACAGUUGUCGAGCUCGGAGAAACUGAAGUAUCAGAGGAAAUCUUCAUGGACUAUCUUUCCUCAUUGGGAGAAAGCACAUACAGAGGUGACAAAUAUCGCCUUUUUGAGCACAACUGCAACACCUUUACCAAUGAAGUAUCCCAGUUCCUGACCGGAAGAACAAUACCUUCUUAUAUCACUGACCUUCCAUCUGAAGUCCUUUCCACACCAUUUGGCCAAAUGCUGCGGCCUAUUCUGAAUUCCAUUCAUAUUGCCCCUCCUGGAGGAAAUGUCAUCAAUGAACGAAGAAACGUCUGACAAGAAAGGUGCAGCAGGGCCAAGAGUUCAAGGUUACUUCCAGUGUAAUCAAUCAAAAUAAGAAUAUAUAUCUUUAGUUUUUUAUUGUUUGGGUCAUCACAGCAAACCAUAAAAAAUUUGCCAAUUUUAUAUUUGUACCAAUAUUUUAAUUUCAAAUGUUGAAGUUUCUUCCCCACUACACUAUUGACUACAAUGGAAGUAAUCUUCAAACUAUUUGAUGUAUUACAUUUCAAAGAUGCAGAUUGUUGAACGAUGGGACCAUUGUGAUUCAGUUCUAUUACAGCAUUUCCUGUAUCCACACAUUGUCCCUUUUUAGUUCCUUUGUGCAAUAUUUUAAAGCAUUGUAUGUUAGGCAAUCACAUGACACCGGAGGCUAUCAAUAUUAUUUAUUUAUUUAUUGCUAUUAAUAUUAUUGAUUUAUUUAUCACCAUCUUAUAUUAUACUGACUGCUUUUGCCAAUUUUAUAAUUUUAUUAAAAAGUAGGCUCUAUUGUUUCAAGGACAAAUUGUUUUUCAGUAGCCCCAGAGUGUGUUCCAGACCUGAACACUUCUGUGCCUUCAUUUUAUUCUUGACUACAGUGCUUUCCUAUGAAGUUGGCCAACACAGAUAUCAGUGUGUAUGAAGCUAUUUAUGUCUAUCAAUGCAAACUAUUUUGAUUUAUUAGUUUUAAAAUUAUAUUAUUUAUAAUUUAUUUAUUACAGUUCACAGUGCAAUGCAGAUGCUAUGAACCCAAAAACGCUGGGAUGUUGUGUAAAAUGUUAAACUAAAAUAAAUCUUAAACUUUGAUCUUAAGUGGUCCCAAAAGAAACAUAAAAGAUGCCUGUCAGUAUUAAUACCUGAUUUAUUACAGUUUAAAUACAUUUUAUAACACGUCAAUGCCCCAACGUUUUUGAAAUAUAAGUUUUUAUGUUCGAGAAUCGCCUGUCUAACACUCCAAUCUCGAAGCGCCAUGCCAUAAAUACACGAACACAUCUCCUCACUCAAACUCAAUGGUCUUUGCAUCUUAAACAAUGUGAGGGAUUACCGGAUACACAUUAUAAAAAGACAACCAGGAGAUUACAGCGUGAUUAAAGCCAGCAUUACCCAUCUUCAGCCUCCUGCAAUAACUAUACCCAGCUCCACAACACCGAUCCGCACACUAGAACAAUGAAUGUGCAAAUGUGUCUAAACUGCAUUGAGUACAUUGUCAAAGCUCAGGUGACGUGAUUUUUGCCUUGUGAUUUAGCUGUUCUGCUAACACACAUGCUAACAACCUACCUGACCACUGAAAUGUAUUACUGCACAACCCUUGUUCUCUACUUGUAACAUCACAUUUGAACCUUUCCUAUUCUUUGUUUAAGAUAUUUGACCAUAGAUGUUUUGUGUAUAUUGUUUGUACCUUUGUGUAAUUGUUUUUGUAUUUGUAAAGCUCUAUAAAUCCACUGACUGCAAAACUAA